GAGAUGACUCUCCUUCACCUUUGUCCACUAUGACCGUUAUCAAAGUAUCGAACGGGCAGUCCUCAGCGCCCAACCUCUCCCACAGAGGGAGGGCCGCGCUCUCCCACGCUGGGCAGCUGAUCCAGCUCGCCCAAAGCCUGUUCCAAGACGGCUACUCCUCCUCCAACCCAGGCGGGUACUGCAACCUCGGCGUGGCAGAGAACAGCCUGCAGCACCAGGAGCUGCUCGAUUACUACAACAGCAAGUUCCGGCUUGAGGACGUAGAUUUCACUUAUGGGAACGAUCUGAGCGGGUCUAUGCGGUUGUCUGCUGCCCUGGCGAGGUUGUUCAACGGUUAUUUCCACCCUGUGAGCCCGAUACUCCCGGAUCAUCUGCUUGCUGGUGCGGGGUGCAGCGCGCUGGUCGACAUGCUCGUGUUCCACAUUGGAGACCCAGGGCAGGGGGUGCUCAUCCCCGUCCCGUAUUAUACCGGGUUCAACGGGGACUUCAUGGGUAGGAGCAGUAUCAUGCCCGUCCCUGUGCCUGUCGACCAGGCAGACCCGUUCGGGGAAGGCACGCUCAAGGUGUUCGAGGCUACGCUGCGCAAAGCCGAAGAAGGGGGAAUAAAGAUCUGCGCGGUGAUGCUCUGCCACCCACAUAACCCGCUCGGGCAGUGUUAUCCUAGGGAGACGGUGCUCGCCUAUGCUCGGUUUUGCGAGGCACACAACCUCCACUUGAUUAGCGACGAAAUCUACGCGCUGAGCGUCUUCCCCACCAAUGACGUGCCUGAGCCGACGCCCUUUGUCAGUGUGCUCAGUAUUGAUUGGGCAAGGGAAGGGGUCGACCCGGCGCGCAUACAUGUCAUUUAUGGCAUGUCGAAGGACUUUAACGCCAACGGCCUGCGGGGCGGGGUACUCUGCUCGCAGCAUAAUUCCGAACUACUGGUCGCCGUCAGGACCACAAGCAUGUUCAUGAAGAUGUCCUCCGCGACGGUAAUGCUCUGGAGUGCGAUACUCGAAGACCCGGUGUACCUCCCCGCGUUCAUAAAGGAGAACCAGCGCCGGCUGCGUGAGGCGUACGAGUACGUGACCCGGUGGUUCCAGUUCCACCAGAUCCCGUAUUUGCCCAGCAACGCCGGACACUUUGCGAUGGCCAAUUUCCGCCAGUUCUUCCCAAAUGAGGACGAGCACGGACACGCUCUCACCCCGGUGGUGGAGGACAACGGCGUAGCCAGGGACGCGCACAUGUUCCGCCGCAUCUUGGGUGCGAAGGUGUUCGUCGGUUCGGCAAUGGCGUUCUCCCACCCUACGCCUGGGUGGGUGAGGCUCACGUUUGCGGUCAGGAGGGAUUAUCUGGUCGUUGGGCUGGAGAGGCUGGAACGGGUGUUUGGCUUGCCGAGAUGGCCGGGGUUGGAUGAGCCUGUUCGGGGAAGGGAGAAGGAGCAGGUGACGCAGCUUGGAUAGGGACUGGGGAAGAUGGGAUUGUAGGCUGUUGGGAUGGGUGCUUGGGAGGAUAGAUGCGAGGGAUGAUGUCACUCGUGUGAAGGGAUGUAGACAAUAUAACA
Messenger RNA from Dacryopinax primogenitus, 1543 nucleotides. RefSeq names its product PLP-dependent transferase. The record is from RefSeq and is a predicted model, not a curated record. Bases 30 to 1442 code for a protein of 470 amino acids. Lineage: Eukaryota; Fungi; Basidiomycota; Dacrymycetes; Dacrymycetales; Dacrymycetaceae. The transcript is spliced from 2 exons. Gene Ontology annotation, molecular function: transaminase activity; pyridoxal phosphate binding. Gene Ontology annotation, biological process: amino acid metabolic process; biosynthetic process.